CAGAUGGAGAACCCAUCUGAGGUCUUCUCUGUGCUGUUAAUCAUCGGCGGCGACAUCAUCCAAAAAGCAAUUGCCCAGUUAGCCGGCGAAAAAAUCACAUUGGUCUCUUUCAGUUUUGGAUGGGUUGCGUAUGCGUUCAACGCGCUCAUGUCGGCGUUUGGAGAUGGCCAGCUUAUGCCGGAUCCAGAUUACCCAGCAGUUGUAAUCACUGCCAGUAGCGGCAUCAAGAAAACAAAUAAUUCCUGGGUUCUCGGAAGAUUGAUUCGAGAUCUGGAGUUUGAAGUGGAGAAGCAAUUCAAAACAUGGAUGGAGCCGGUCAAGGAAGAUGGCAAGGUAAUCGACAAUCUGGCGUCAGAGUCUGAUUCAGGAAUGUUGAUAACCGUCUUUGAAGCUGGUGAGAAUCCAGGAGUCCAGAGGUGGGACAAGUGUUGGACCUUGUUCUUCAUCGUGUUGCCGACUCAGCUCGCAAUUGCUGCCAUUCCAGUUAUUACAAAACGAAAUUGGUCAAUACUGUUCCUAACCGCCGUCGGAACAAUUCUGGCCAUCGUUACAGGAUCUUUGCGAGAAUGGAGACUACAGAAGUAUAGUUGUCGCAAAAACACAUCAGACACAUACAUUCUCACGCGAGGAAACGGACACCCCCACGUCUUUGUCAUUUGUCCGGGAACUAAUCGGGGGCUAUACCUUCAUGAUCUUGCCGGUGCAGCCCGAAGAGCUGAUCUGAGGACAAGGGUCAGCUCCGUGAUACUAGCAAUUCUUUGGCUGGUCUUUCUCAUCACAGCGGGAGGGCUGAAAACCGACACCUGGUUCCUGCUUGCGGUGGGAGCAGUCGGAAUGGCCCAGAACAUUCUCGUCGCCGGGUUACCGAGGAAGCCAGACGCUACAGGCAUCCCGCUACGGCAGACGAUGCCAACUUUUGGGCGUAGGGAGAUGAGCAAGAAUAGCCCUAGGCCCAAGGUGAUGUCUGUUCUAUUCGAGAUUGAAGCCGAGUUGCCAGGGGUUGGGCUUGCUAUUAGGCGAGAGUUUUUCCCA
This is a messenger RNA of Trichoderma virens Gv29-8, 1032 nucleotides long. RefSeq lists its product as uncharacterized. The transcript is spliced from 2 exons. NCBI's taxonomy places the organism in Eukaryota, Fungi, Ascomycota, Sordariomycetes, Hypocreales, Hypocreaceae. The record is from RefSeq and is a predicted model, not a curated record. The annotation marks the transcript as partial.